AUGGAGGAGGCCUCCGGCCCCGCGGCCCCGGCAGUCCCCGAGCCAAUCAGGUUCAGCCCCAAGAAGGAUGGCCUGCCCAAGACCUUCACCUACACCUUGGAGAAACGUGUAUCUGGGAUCGUGGUGGAUGGGCGCGAUGAGGCUGCCAUGCCCAGCCCCCGUUGCGGGAGCAUGCCGCCCCUGGUGGACCCAGAGGACUUUGGGGCUCCGCCCGGCCAGCUGAUUCCCAUCAACCGCAGCACCCCACCCAGCCCCGCGGAUGUGUACCGAUGCGCGGGGUGUGUCAAGGCAGAGUGCCAGGGGCCGACGGGGUGCACCGACUUCCAGUGGCGGGACCAGUCGGGCGGGUACCUGCGUGAGAUCCUGACCAGCCGGGUGUACAGCGUGGCCCGCGAGACGCCCUUGGAGCGCGCCCCCGGCAUCAGCGAUGCCAUCGGCUGCAACCUGUACCUCAAACGGGAGGACAUGCAGCCGGUGCACUCCUUCAAGAUCAGGGGCGCCUUCAAUCGGAUGGCGCGCCUCACCCCCGAACAGCUGAAGCGGGGCGUCAUCUGCUCCUCGGCCGGCAACCACGCCCAGGGCGUCGCCAUGUCUGCAGCCCACCUCGGCUGCUCUGCCGUGAUCUGCAUGCCCACCAACUCUCCGGAGAUCAAGUACCAGGCCGUGGAGAGGCUGGGUGGCACCGUGGAGCUCGUGGGUGAGUCCUUUUACGAGACGGCGGCGCACGCCGUGGCCCGUGGCAUCGCCGAGGGCCGCACCUUCAUCAACGCCUACGACGACCCCUACUGCAUCGCCGGCCAGGGCACCGCGGGUGCGGAGAUCCUGAGGCAGGGUGACAUUGACAAGAUGGACUACAUCUUCGUCGCGGUGGGGGGCGGGGGCCUCAUUGCCGGCAUCGCCGCGGUGGUCAAGGCGCUGAAGCCCAGCAUUAAGAUCAUCGGCGUGGAGCCGACAGGGGCCAACAGCAUGACCCAGUCCCUCGUGCGGGGGGAGCGGGUGACGCUGAGCAAGGUGGACGCGUUUGCCGACGGUGUGGCCAUCAAGCUGGUGGGCGCCGAGGCCUUCCGCCUGUGCCGCGAGCUGCUGGACGGCAUGCUGCUGGAGGUGUUCAACGAGACGCGGUCCAUCCUGGAACCGGCGGGCGCGGUGGCGGUGGCGGGCGCGCUGGCCUUCGCCUCGAGGUAUCGCCUGCGCGGCAAGACCCUGGUGGCGGUGACCUCCGGGGCCAACAUGAACUUUGACCGCCUUCGGAUCGUGUCCGAGCUGGCCAAUGUGGGCAGCGCCGAGACGAUGCUGGCCACCGCGCUGCCCGACGAGCCCGGCAGCCUGCUGCGCCUGAUGGACAUCCUGUCCGGCAACUCGGGCCCGCUGAACAUCACCGAGUUCAAGUACCGCUACAACAUGCACUCCGACGGCCUGGCACGCAUGCUGUUCAGCGUGGGGGAGGCCCCGGGGUCGAAGGAGAGCAGGGCGCUGAUGGCGCGCGCGCAGGCAGCGGGCAUCCGCGUGCAGGACGUUUCGGACGUGGAGCUGGCACAGACCCACCUGCGCCACAUGAUCGCGGGGUUGGGCGGGAACGUCACGUAUCCGGAGAGGGUGGGGAUGCUGCGCAAGCUGCUGACUCCCCUGUCGCCUCGCUGGACUAUCAGCCUCGUACACUUCCGCAAGACAGGCAAUCGGUCUUCCACCCUGAUGCUGGGUGUCCAGCUCAAGCCGGAGGAGAUGGCAGAGUUCCUGGAAGCCACUGAGAGCCUGUCUGGGGAGUUCGUGUUUGAGCCGCUGCUGGGAAGGGCCAAGCAGGUGUUUGACCUGUUCCUCGAGAAGUGA
Molecule: messenger RNA, 1827 nt
Organism: Auxenochlorella protothecoides
Lineage: Eukaryota; Viridiplantae; Chlorophyta; Trebouxiophyceae; Chlorellales; Chlorellaceae
Product: Threonine dehydratase biosynthetic, chloroplastic
Exons: 8
Coding region: 1-1827 (608 amino acids)
Biological process (GO): L-threonine catabolic process
Molecular function (GO): threonine deaminase activity; pyridoxal phosphate binding
Source: RefSeq, a predicted model, not a curated record